Messenger RNA from Cryptosporidium muris RN66, 3000 nucleotides. RefSeq lists its product as uncharacterized. The record is from RefSeq and is a predicted model, not a curated record. The coding region runs from base 1 to 3000 and encodes 999 amino acids. Lineage: Eukaryota; Apicomplexa; Conoidasida; Eucoccidiorida; Cryptosporidiidae. The transcript has 4 exons. Gene Ontology annotation, molecular function: oxidoreductase activity, acting on CH-OH group of donors; flavin adenine dinucleotide binding.
AUGGAUACCUUAAAUAGACCUGAAUCAUCAACACAUUAUCUUUAUAUUAUUAAUUUUAUAGAAGAAUCUAUAAAGAAAGAAAAUUUUAAAUAUAUUGCAUUUGGAAGAAAUAUAUAUACUUAUAAUAAUGAUAUGGAACCAAAUUUUAUAUUUGAAGUUGCGAAAAUUAAGUUAGAAUCCUAUUUGAAGAUGGUAAAACAAUAUAUGAAUGAACCUAUAUAUCAAAAUAAAGAUAUUGACAAUAAAAUUAAAAGAAUUGAAGAUUAUCUUAAUUCAAAAUAUACUUUACAAAGUGAUACUUAUAAAGAUAAAAGUAUAGAAGUGAAUGAAACUAAAACUUUAUGUAUAGAAGAUGAUAUUAGUAAAAAUCUUAAUGAGACAAAAGAAAUUUCUGUAGACAUUGAAUCAACUAUAAUUAGAAAUUAUGUUGAUUUAAAUAAUAAAUUAGAUCAACAAACUAUACCUAUAAAAGAUUUAAAUUCAAAUAAUAGUGUUGAAUAUAAUAAAGUAUUAUUAGAUAAUAAUUUAAUUAAUGAGAAACUUAAAGAAGAUCUUUUAGUAUUAGCUGAUGAAAUGAAGAAUUCAGCUCUUAAAUUUGGUAAAUUAAUGGAAAAAGAUAAAGAGGUUUUAUUAUCGAUAGAUAAUCAACAGAUUAUAAAUAUUGAACAGACUUCAAAAUCAAUAUAUGAGCUUAAAAAUUAUUCAAGAUAUUAUUUAUAUCAACUACUUGAAGAUAGUUCUCGCAUACGGAUUAUAUUCAUAAAGUGUCAAAGUAUACCAUGGCUAAAGGGUUAUCAAGGUUAUCAAAGGAAUAUUAAGUCAUCAUAUGAUUUUAUAAUUGUAGGAGCAGGUGCAUCAGGGUGUGCGUUAGCUAGAACAUUAGCUGAUGCAAAAUAUUCAGUUUUAUUAGUAGAGAGAGGUGGGACACGAGUAGAGGGAUCUAAAUUGAGCCUUUUAAUUGAUGGUGCAGGUAGAGUAAUAAGUGAUAAUAAAGUUAGUCAGUUAGUGAUUACAAAUGAUGGUAUUAGAACAAAUAUUGGAAUAGGUCUUGGAGGUGGGACAGCAAUAAAUAUGGGUAUUGUAAUAAAGGAGGAUCCCAAUUUUUUUAAUUUUUUAGAAGCUUAUUCAGGUGCAAAAUUAAAUAUGAGCUUAUUAGAAGAAAGUUAUGACUGGAUAAUUAAAAAUGUGAGUAAUAGAUCAGAUCAAUCAAUCCCAAUUGUUGAGCCUUUAAAAGAAGCCUUUGGAGAUAUAGGUUUUAUAACUGAUGAGAAUAAAGAUGUUGAUUUUAGUUUAAGUAAAAUAAAUGGUACAUGGAGAGCAUAUAAUAUAUUUAAUACAAGUGAUAAUAAUUUUAGAAUGGCUUCAGAUGUUUUAUUAGCCGAUAUACAAGCAGUGAAAGACAAUAGUAUUAUUGAGAAGAGUCCAGUUGAUAUUUUGACAAAUCAUAUUGUAACAAAGAUAGAACUUACGAAUGAGACAACUUCAAGAAAUACAAAUAAUUUUAGGUCAAAUCCAAUUUCUUUUCUACCAUAUCAAUUUCCAAAUUUGGAUGGUUUUAUAAAAAAUGAAAUACGUCAAGAUACUAAUAAUGUGAAUCAAACUUCUCUUGUUGCAACAUGUAUAUUAUUAAAUAAAGUAAAUAUAAAAAAUGGAUUUCCAGAUAUACUAGGUAAUUCUUCUAUAUCUAAUAUUUUUUCUACAGUAAAUAGCGUAAGUAACUGGGCCGAAUCACUUAUUCCUAGUCAAGAAUGGAAGUUUGGUGUUAAUAUAGCAUCUUCAGCUGAUAUAAUUGGUAAUGUAUUAGCAAAAAGAAUAUGUAUUAAUAAAGGUGGAAUGAUAAUUUUGUCUGCAGGUACAAUAUUUACACCUUUACUAUUGUAUCGUUCAGGUAUUGGUCCAAUAGAUAGGUUAAAACGUCUAAAUAUUUCUCCUAUUCUUAAUGUACCAAAUUUAGGGACAAAUAUGGUAGAUAGAUUAUUAUAUACUAUACCUAUUUUUAUAAGAAAAAAUAUAAAAUUAAAUCCAUUUAUAAAUCCACUAAUGACUAGUAUCUCUGAUGAUGUGAAGAGGGAUUGUGGGUAUAAUUGUGAUGUUAUUAAUAUAGAGUCUAUAGGUGGUGGUAAAAUUGUUGAAGGCACACUUUAUGCAACUAGAUUAAUAUUUCCACCAAGUUUACGUUCAAAUAUUGUGACAAAUUUUCUAAUGGAUUUAUUCAAAUCAUGUGCUAAUUUCGCUCCUAUUAGUUAUGCCAAUCCAGCAUGUAUAAUACUUGAAUAUCCCAUUCAAUGUUUAAGAAGAUCAGUAGCUAUUUUUUACUUUCAAGGUGAACCUAAGAGUCGUGCUACUAUUGAAGUUGAUAAUUAUGGCAAAGUUAGUUUGAGUGGUAAUUAUUUACACAAUAAUGAAGAUCAGCUGAAUGCUAUUAAAGGAAUCUCCUCUUUAAUAAAAAUGAUUAGGAGUGGAAAAUUUGAUAAUAUUGCUGAACCAGGGGGUUAUCAAUCAUGUCCAUUUGCAAUUCUUAAUGGAAUAUUGAAUAUCGUUGGAUCAAUGAGAAAUAAUCAAGAGGAUUAUGGUCAACCAAGAACUUCUGCAUUCUCAGAAGCCGUUGAAAAUAUAUUUUUUGCAUUGACAAGUUAUAGAUUAUCAAUAAUGCCUCAAACAUGUAUUAAUAAUAAUAAUUCAGAACAAUGUAAAUCAAGUGUUAAUUAUGAGAGAGUAGCAACAUUUCCUCCACUAUUACCUAGUCUUGAUGAUCCUCAGAAAAUACUUAGUUUUGCUCAAAAAAUUGGUACUAGUCUUUGGCAUUGGGCAGGAGCUGCACCUUUAGGAGAAAUAGUAGAAAAUGAUUCUUUUAUUUUAAGUGGUACUAAGAAUCUUGGUAUAGUAGAUGCAUCAUUAUUAAAGAUUUUACCACGUACUAAUCCUAUGAUAUUAAUAAUGGCUAUUGCAAGAUAUGCAGGAUUAUCAAUAUUGAAUAACAAGUCUAAAAAUAAAGAUUAA